Messenger RNA from Leucoraja erinaceus (little skate), 8961 nucleotides. It is a transcript of the gene kcnf1b, whose product is annotated as potassium voltage-gated channel, subfamily F, member 1b. Gene Ontology annotation, molecular function: voltage-gated potassium channel activity. Gene Ontology annotation, cellular component: voltage-gated potassium channel complex; membrane. Gene Ontology annotation, biological process: protein homooligomerization; potassium ion transmembrane transport. The transcript has a single exon. The record is from RefSeq and is a predicted model, not a curated record. Bases 4848 to 6293 code for a protein of 481 amino acids. Lineage: Eukaryota; Metazoa; Chordata; Chondrichthyes; Rajiformes; Rajidae.
CGGGUCCCUGGAGGGAGACCGCUUUUCAGGGCUCCCGCAACGGCGACUUCUCCCGCCCGAGUUGCGGGGUUGAAGAGCUCCUGGAGCGCGGCCUGACAUCACCGCCCCGCGCGGCUUGGAAUGGCCGCGGGACUCUGCGAGCGCCUGCCGGGGGCUCCAACAUCAAGAACCCGGUGUGCGACCUUGCACCACCCGGCGUGGCUUUAAUGGCCGCGGGACAAUCGCCAUCGCCAGCCGGGGGCUUUGACUUUGACUCUGACAUGGGGGGGGGGGGGGGAGAGUGCAGUGGAGAGAUAAGUUUUUUUGGCCUUCCAUCACAGCGAUGUGAUGGAUGUUUAUGUAAAUUAUGUUGUGUCUUGGGUCUAUUUGUUUGUAAUUUAUGGCUGCAGAAACGGCAUUUCGUUUGGACCUCAAGGGGUCCAAAUGACAAUUAAAUUGAAUCUUGAAUCUUCUAAGUCAGCCAACAUAGGAAAAUGGGAACACUCAAUGGGAGUAAGAAGAGGAGAUAUAGCCAAAGACAGACCACAUAAUUACUUUCUGGUUUGCUUCCUGAUUAAGAACCGUACCUGCACGAUGAAAGAUCUUGCCAUUGCCAAUUUUUGAGUAUUGAACUUGCUCAUGAUAGGAAAGAAAUAUGACUUUAGUAUAUGGCAAGAGAAAAAGACCAUCUCCCUAUCUCUCUCUCUUUCACUCUCCUUUAAGAUGAUUCUUUAAACUUACUCCUGACCAACUCUAUUGAUCUGAUCUCUGUUGGUUAGUACUCUCCAUCUAUGACUAGGUUGUAUUUUGUCUUUUUUUUGUUGUUUGACAGUUAAGUGCUUUGGGACAUUUAAUUAUAUUCAAGAUACUAGACAAAUUCAAUUUGGUAUUAUUGAAAAUUCCCGCACAUAGAUUAAACAAUAAUUAUGGACUGUAACUAUGUUGUAACCAGAUUUCCACAUAUGACAAUCCAUGAACUUUAAUUGGAUUGACACCAUGGUGGCAUAAACAUUGUGUAUUAUUCUGUAUUUUAUAAAAAGGUAGAACAAGGCAGAUUAGUAUAUCAAGCCUAUGCUAUAACCUAGCCUAUGCCUAUGUAAUCUCACCAAUCACAUUCCUCCAUUUAUUUUACAGUCACCUCUGAUUCUCCAACCAACUGCCUACACUAAGGACAAUUUACAAUAGCCAAUCAACCUACCAAUAACAAAUCUCUCGGUGCACAAGAGCGAAAUCCACACAGCCACAGCGAGUACGUGCAAUCUCCACAAAACAGGACCAAGGUCAUGGUUGAACCUAAAUUGUUGGAGCUGUCAGAUCAAUUGCCGUUCCACUGACAUGAACAUGGGCGACAGUAGUUUUGUAAUCACAGUUCCAGUUAUAUGAUUCACUUAUAUCGUUAUUUUUUUAGCUUACAUUAAACUUUUAGUUCCAUUAGAAAGUCAGGAUUACACAUCAGAAACAAGAAGAAAAAUAAUGGAGCCGCUUCAGUUCUAAUUCAUUUCUGGCCAAGUAUUCCAGCAGUGCUGUUAAAGGAGUCAUUUACAACAAUAUGAAGUUGUUUUCUCCGGUAAUAUUUCACAUACAGUAUUUACUGUCAAUCUGGGUUGGAAGUGGAACGGUUCUGAUUACAACUCUUGCUUGAAGCAAUACUAUGGUAUUAUUUUGUAAUCAUAGUCCAAAUUAAAGGAUGUAAUUAUAUCUAUUUGUUUAGGUUAUAUUAACCUUUCAUUUCUAUUGGAAAGUCAGGAUUACACAUUAGAAACAAGAAAAAAAAUAAUCUCUCUAUUCCUCAUUCAAAGUUUAGUCACCCAACCUAAGAUGUGUAAGCAAUUCAAUAAAUUGUUUCCGACUCAUUGGGGAAUAUCUUUUGCAUAGAUACGUCCAGUAUCAUGAGAUUAUGGCACAGAAACCUCAUGCCUAUCACGUUCAUGCUAACAUUGUUUUGCCCUACACUAAUCUCUAUUGCUGGUAUUAAUACUAUAUCCUUCUAGGUCUACCUUAUUUAACCAUCUGUCUAAACGGUACUUAAACACUGUAAUUUCACCAAUUUUCCUAGUUGGGAUUACCAGAUAUCAACCACUCUCUGUUUAAGAAACUUACUCCUCUGUUCCCUUUUAAAACUCUUUCCACAAAGAUCAGAGCACCAAACCCAGAUCUUUGGCACUGUAAGGCAGCAACUCUACCACUGCAGCAUUUAUUUCAUUUCUUAAAUAAUAAAGAUAAAUAAAUAAAGGACUCUUCCUUUAAGUUAAGUAUUGACCUAACAUUGUAGUGAACUGAUAUCUGAUGAAAAAAAGUUGUAUUUAAUGUUCAAAAGUGAGAAAUUUAUUGUAAUGUCACAAUAUUCAUUCAGCAAUAUUUAAUCGUUGACAUGUAAUUUAGAUAACAGGAAUGUUAUUAUCAAAUACAAUGUGCAGAAAAGUAAGCUGAAUAGCCAAGUCUGUUCAGAACUUUGAAAUAUUUUUCAAAGUGCUCUCCCAUGCAUUUGAAAUCGGUUUGAGAUCCGUAUCUGCAGAGUUUAUUUGAACGAGCAGUUUUAACACUCACAGCUCAUGGUUCAGGUCAGCAAGAAAUUCGGUGCAUGUGCAUAAAUCUGCUCUUUUGGUUCCCCUUUGUUGCUUCCUGGAGGGAGAAGUUAGCAGUGGUUGAGCUCUUUAUUUGUUUUAAUAAUAUAAAGUACUUGGCUAAUGCAAAUCCUAAAAAGUGAAAGUGUUUGAAGAAGGAUCCCGAACCGAGCUGCCUGACCCAUGGAGUUACCCUAGCAUUUUGCGUCCUUUUUUGUAAAUCAGCAUCUGUAGUUCCUUGUUUCCAUCUAAGAAAUUGUGUUAGGUUGGCUACUACAGCAGAACAUACAAUGAAGGUAAAAUCAUUAAUGAAGCAAUUAGUUCAUCUGAAAUCACUGCCCUGAAAAACAGCAGCAACAAUUGCCCGAGGGUUCCAAUAUCUCUGACAAUCAAGGCGAUUAAUCUGUGCAGUAGGAGACGUGGAGAAACUAAGCGAAGCAUGAGAAAUCAGACAGGAGAAUGGAAGUCCAAAUAAAUUAUGAAAACAUUAAAAGCAAUAAUGGGGAUAGAUGACAUGCUAUGGUGAGUGUAUUGAGCAGACUGUAAAAUUGAAAGACAUAGGGGAUAGGAUAAAGAAGAAAAUGUUGGAGAAAUAAUUUCAGGAAUGGUUACCAUAAUUUUCUUUUCCUUCCUACAAACAUUAUUCAUUUGCCACCCAAAGACUUUACAUAUUUUAAAAUUAGGAUAUUCACAAUUGACAAUUAUAACAUUAUUAAACUGAUGCCAGGAGGCCAAUUUGUUUCUAAAGAUGAAGACUGCAACACAACUGCACCCUUUCUGUUUAUUGCUUUGGUAGAAAAUGUAUAUGUGAUUGUCGAUUAGAAAAUAUUGAUGUACAGAGCGAACUGGGUGUUGUACACAAGUUAGUGAAAACAAACACACAGAUGAGUGUUAAGAAAUAUGAAGUAGUUAGGAAGCAAAUGAUAGUUAACAUAAAUGUUUCUUAAAAAUUGCAGAAUAAAAAGUAAACUACUGGAGAAACUCAGAAGGUCAGGCUGUAUUUGUCGUGGAACCGAUUAGCAUAGUCUUCAUUUCGAGAGCUUUUGAGUAGAGGUGCAAGGAUAUUUUACUACAACCGUAGGGGGGACUUUGAUGAAACAUUACCUCGAGUCUCGUUUGCAGUUUGUAAAUGGCAAAAUAAGUCUGAAGGGCCAAAUGGCCUUCUCGUGCUCUUAUUCUUUGUUUCUGCGUCUACUGUGGCUAUUUUACUUCUUUAGAUUGCUUCUGCUGUUCGUGUCUCUUCGUCGAUGCUAAUUUAAAUCUGACCGACACGGUCAAUUAUCAUGCGAUUUUCCGCUACUUUGAGGAAGCCAACAACAGGUUCCGGUCUCGAUACCAAUAGGAAAAUGCUUUACAGUUGCACAUGGUCAUGCACCAAAUUCACAAAAGCAAGAUUUUGCGUUACAAACGAAAGAUUGACAUAAACAGAACUAAAGGCGAUUAACUAGCUUGUAUAUUACACUCGGCAAACGAAUUAAAAUAAUCAAUAAAUGUUAUUGCAUUGGUUCAGCAAAGCGUAAGUGCGUUUUCCGUGGUUUGCAGCUAUGCAUGUUAUCGCCGUGUUAUAACGUUUAGUAAAUCGCUAUGGUUCCCAUGUGUUUGUUUUGUGAAACAUCUAAAAGCGUGAUAGAGCUUUCUAUAUUUUCCUUGACUAUUUUCAGACGCGAUGUAGCUGUUUCACCAACAGGGUGCGAGGCUGGCUGCGAGCUGCCUGCAACGUAUUGGAUGUGAGGAGUUUAAGCACGCGUCCAAGAGGCAGAUUAUGUUACCUUUUGUGAUCCGAACUGUUGACAUUCUCUGGGGCUAUGGGUUGCAGUGAUAAAAUGUGCCUUACUCACUGUGUAACAGUGCACAAACCCAGCAGACAAAUUAUCAUCCCGUCUGCUUAUCAAACUGCCUGCAGGAGAAACAGUCUUUGUCAAACUCCACGUUUGUGUGGUACAGUUUUGUUCUGGUUUCAUGAGAUUAGCGACCUGUCAGAAAGCUUCGCGUUUGGUUAAUUUAAAUAUAUUCCAUUAAUCGACUGUCAGACGCUGACGUGCGACUGUAUUUGGAUGGUUCUCCAGGGGGAGGUUUAGAAGUAGGCGAUUCCAACUUUCAGCGCGACACAUUAGCGCUGUUCUCGCUGUAUCCUACGAAGAAGCAUUUCCCUCCAACUGCAAUUCCGAGGGUUAUUGCAAUGAUUUGUUUAACAUGUUCUGCUAUUUUACGAUAUAGCGAGGUAGUCGAUGCAAGUCGUUGAAUCCGGACAUUAACAAAAAGAGCGAGGAGUGUUGAACUUGUGUGGAAUAAGGUAUUGAAACCAUGGGGACGGAGCCCAGAAGCCCAGAUUCGAGUGAAACAGAUUCUUCGGAUGAUCAGGAGCUGGUUGUGAACAUCGGCGGGGUCCGCCACGUACUGUAUGGGUAUGCGGUGAACCGUUACCCGGAGAGUCGGCUGGCAGAACUGAUGGACUGCACUGACAACGAAGCCAUUUCCUCUCUCUGCGACGACUACGACAAAAGCAAGAGAGAGUUCUACUUCGACCGAGACCCAGACUCCUUCAAGUGUGUGAUGGAACUGUACUAUUUCGGAGAAAUCCACAUUAAGAAAGGGAUUUGCCCCAUUUGUUUCAAAAAUGAACUAGACUUCUGGAAGAUCGACGUGGACUUUCUGGAUGAGUGUUGCAAAUGUCACCUGGGCGAGAAGAACGACGAGCUGGAGGAAAUUGCCCAACAAGUGAAGCUGAUCCUGGCCGACAGGGGGGAAUCGGCUGAUACCUGUUGGGGCAAAACUGAAAAAUUCCUCUGGAAACUGAUGGAAAAGCCGGAUUCGUCUUGUCCGGCCAGAGUGAUUGCCGUCUUAUCCUUCCUGUUUAUCCUGAUCUCCUCCGUGGUGAUGUGCAUGAGCACCAUACCCGAGCUCCAGGUGAUGGACGAGGAUGGGGACUUGGUGGAGCACCCAGCCAUGGACUCAAUCGAGACGGCGUGCAUCGGUUGGUUCACGGCCGAGUACAUCCUCCGGCUGCUCUCGGCGCCCCACAAGCUGAAGUUUGCGCUCGCUUUCAUGAACAUAAUCGACGUGCUGGCCAUUCUGCCUUUCUACGUCAGCCUGAUCCUCACCACGAUCGGGGCAACCCUGAUGGAGUUGACGAAUGUGCAGCAAGCCAUCCAGGCUCUCCGAAUCAUGCGGAUAGCACGAAUCUUUAAACUGGCGAGGCACUCCAGCGGUCUCCAGACCCUCACCUACGCGCUGAAAAGGAGCUUUAAGGAACUGGGCUUGUUGCUCAUGUACUUGGCAAUUGGCAUUUUCGUGUUUGCGGCUUUAGGUUACACGAUGGAACAAAGCCACCCCGAAACGCUCUUUAAAAGUAUACCGCAGUCCUUCUGGUGGGCUAUCAUCACCAUGACCACCGUUGGAUAUGGGGAUAUCUACCCAAAGACAACUCUGGGGAAGAUCAAUGCGGCCAUCAGCUUUCUCUGUGGCAUCAUAGCCAUCGCCUUGCCUAUCCACCCUAUUAUUAAUAACUUUGUCAGAUAUUAUAACAAACAGAAAGUAUUGGAAACAGCUGCAAAACACGAACUUGAAUUAAUGGAAUUGAAUGCCAAAGCCAGAGAGGCCGAAGAUUCCAGACGUCAACAUAUAGAUAUUGUGAUCACCAAAACAAGUAACCUCUCGCUCAAUAAGAGUAUUAACACUUACAGCGACGCUUUUACUCCACUUUUAGCAGAGGAAAAAUUGCAUCGAAAUAGGCUUCAGAGCUGCAAAUGAACUGAUAGUUCACUAUCGGUACAGACUGGGAAAUGUGCAAUUUUAUUAGGUGUACGGAAUGCCAAACGUAUCGUCUUAUCUCUCGUCAAACACUGAAAAAGCAGACGUUUAUGACUGCAUGCAUGAUACAAAAAUAUAAGAUACUGUCAUUGUUAUUUUUAGUUACAAUAAACCACACUUACCAUAAUGUUCAUUUGGCAUAGAUAAUGACAUUUCUUUUUUUACAUUUUAGAAAAGAGUUGGUCAGUACAAAAGAGAGUUGGGUAUAUUUUAUGGGGUAUUUGUAACUUGAAUUGUUACAUGGAGCCAGGUAAAAUAAUAUUCCCCAGUUGAAGCCUAAGGACAAAACUAUUAGAAGUGGUUUAACACUGUGACUUACAUUUACAGGUUUUCAUAAUAAAUGAUACUGUGCCACAACCUCUUGUAUACAUGCCACAUGUAUUAUUUCUCAUAAUUGCGACAUGUGAAUUGUGGCAUUAGUUGAUCCUAAACAUUUUCAUGAGUAAUUUGUAAUUUCAUAAUAACAUGUCCUUAAUACUUUACCAAACAGGACACAAGCUGCUACAAGAAUGAAAAAAGAAUCAAAAUAAUGGAAACUAAAUUAGACCUGAAAAAACCCCAGAACAUAUGAAUGAAUGAAUAAGUUUAUUGGCCAAGUAUUCACAUACAAGGAAUUUGCCUUGUAUACAAUGUUAAUCAAGAUUUGAGAAGAUAAAGUUGUUAUUGAUAUGUUCUGUCUGUGGCAAUGGAUCAAAAGUCAAGUGUUUUAUUGUCAUAUAUCACUGACAUUCUUACUUGCUGCUCAGAAGAAAACCCCAAACAAUAACAGUGCAAUAAUAAUAAUAAUAAUAAUAAUAAUAAUAAUAAUAAUAAUAAUAAUAAUAAUAAUAAUAAUAGUCUAUUGUAGUUCAUAGCUUAUGAGGUUACCUCAUUUUAGAAGAAGGCCAACAUAGGCAUACACAUUUUGGUUUAGACAUUUGUAAUAUUAUUUAAAUACUCAGAAUUACAAAACAAAUGCAAAAUAAUCAAUUUUUAUUUGAGUCCAUUUUAAUACUAGUCAGUAAAUAACUAUCAAAUGGGAUCUCAAUUUAGCUAGGAUAGGAAGCACAAUACCGAGUGGCAACAAGAGAACACUCAUUUCAGUAUUACUAUAUUAAUCAUACCAUAAAAAUGUGUGUCCAUCAAUCUCAGUGGUACAGUUAUAGUUUUUAUAUGAAUGCAAUGUUACCAUUUUUAGUAAUUUUAAGAGCAGUUUAAAAUUUAUUACUCAUUUGUAACGGAAAUAAUGUCCCAAAGCCCGACAUUAUUAUUUUCCGAAGGUACACAAAAAUUGCUGGAGAAACUCAGCGGGUGCAGCAGCAUCUAUGGAGCGAAGAAAAUAGGCAACGUUUCGGGCCAAAACCCUUCUUUCUAUUUCCGAACUGCUAUUUCCCAUGUUAACUAUCUUUGAUUAAUUACAUCUGCUGCACAGUGAUUAUAUUAUUUGUAUUUGAACUACUUUUGUCACAGUACAGUUAUUAUUAACUAUAUCUGUUUUAAUACUUCUUGUUUGAUUUUGUUAAUUGUACAAUUUUUGUAUUUUCAAUUAUUGAAAAGUAUCAAAAAUAUAAUAGCUUCAAAAUCAUGCUUUAUAUUUAUAAUGCUGGUAUUAAGUGGAGAAUAUAACAGAUGUAUCCAACAUGCUGGUUUCAUUUAUCUAUAUUGCAAUAAAUCUUUAAGCUAUGCAUAUCACACAUAAAAUAAAUGUCUUAUGUGAUCUGUAACACUGCACUGCCAUCACAGGGAUAGGAAUGUGUAAUUAAAAUAUGGAACAUUUACUUAGACAGUGUCCUAUUUAAAUAUAAACAUAAGAAUAUAUAAUGAUAACAUGUGAAAAUGGACAGAAAGUUUAAUUAUAAAGGAGGACACAUUUGUGUGCCCUUGUCAAGUUAUAUGCUAUCCUUCAAUCCAGUUUUACCCGUAUCCCAUAAUUUGUUGUAACUGUGCCAUGAGAAACCAUGAGAAAUCAACUGGUUGAUGUUACCAAAAAAAAUGAAAUUAAUAAGAAAAGCAAGCAAAUUUUAACAAACAAUGUACCAUUGCAUUAUUGGCCAAAUUUAACCUUCCAGUUCAUUGCAGUAAUGUGCAAUUUAAUAAAUAGUGGCAUAUAUAUAUUUGUUGUAAAGCAUUACUCAUUAUUCAAGGUGUGUGAUUUUACCCCAAUUUGGUAGUAAUUUUGCCAUCGAUAAAUGUUACAAUGCUAACAUAUUUUGGCAAUGGAAUGAAUAUCAGAGGCAUAAUAGAAUGUGCUAAUGCAACUAAAUACCAUGUUUCAUGUUACUGACUAGAAAUUAUUUUGGGGGCAAUAUUGAAACAGCUUAUGGCAAAGUUUAUAUUUCCUUUAAUUAAAUUGCAUACAUCAAUGCAAAAUAGAACUAAGCGUGAUGCAUGCCUGAUAAAAGUUUGUAUUAUUGUGUCCUAUUUUUGGUGAUUCAGAUAAUCAAGUUGGAUUUGGGGUCUGUUUUCAUAUGUAUAUAUCAUGGGCUCAUCUUGUUCACUGGAGUAUUACUUCAGACAUCUACAUAAGAAAACCAUUUUCACUGCAGUUAUCAUAAGACAAACAAUAAAUGCUAUUCCUACUGUGCUUAUUUUUAGAUUUUGAUCUUCAAACUCUUUUCCUGAAAUGAUC